AAUACCAUCAAACUAUGAACCUGAACUUCUUUCAACUGUACUGUUUGCAGAUCAGGAUUUAAUGCUUAGUGUAACGUAUCUUAUUUUCUAAUGUUCUAUUAAGACGCUCAACGAUGCAGUGUCAAGAUGAUAAAUACUUCCAUUCUAAGAUGAAAAUCUGUACAGAUUCAUGAUGGAAAAAAAUUUAACAGCCAUAAGUAAUGUGGCGGAGAAUAUUGUUGCCAAAACUAAUCAAAUAAAAGGUUGCUUGAUCAAUGCAAAAUUACAAAAUUAGCAAGAUGAUAUGGUGAAAAAGACCCUGGAUGAAAUUUUACAGAUGGCAGAACUAAUUUCAACUCAUGGAAAGACAAGCAAAGAACAAUUAUCCAAAACUGAAAAAUUGGCUAGAGAUGGAAAGCUGGAGCUGGCAAGGUUGAAAAAGGAGAAUUUUAAGCUUAAAAGAAAGGUUGAUGACUAUGAGGCAGAAGUGACGGAUGAAUCCUUUAACAGUCUACCCUCCUCACAGGAACUUCUACCCUCCUCGCAGGAACUUCUACCUUCCUCACAGGAAGAUACUCCAGCCAAGAAGCAAAAGAUUUCUGAUACUGAUAUGGAGAAAACGUUUGUCCCUACUGAUGAAGAAAAGAAAUAGGA
Molecule: messenger RNA, 633 nt
Organism: Magallana angulata
Lineage: Eukaryota; Metazoa; Mollusca; Bivalvia; Ostreida; Ostreidae
Exons: 2
Coding region: 284-631 (115 amino acids)
Source: RefSeq, a predicted model, not a curated record